CUCUUGGUGUGCGGCUAUGGAUGGGUCUGUGGAUGCUUCAGGAGCGCAGGAGAAUGGCGUUGGCGUAAAGCGACCGUCGUUUGAUGUCGAGAGAUUUCAGCAGCGGAAGAAGUUCAAGACCGAGGAGCUACCCUUGACUGCUGCGCAACACAAAGCUAUUGAGGACCUUCUACACAGCUUUAAGAAGAAGGGAGGGUUCGACCAUAUCCGGAAGAAAAUCUGGUCGGAGUUUCAUGAUGGAGAAGGGAAAGCAGAAUUUACAAGACGGCUUACGGAGAUCGCAGAGUCGGAGAUAGAGCGCGAACCCCAAUUACUCUCGAGGGAACAGGGCAAAGCCGCGACGCUGAUUGAAGGCGCUGUCGACCGCAGUGAUAUCUACAAGACGGUGGAGAAAACGCUAGAUGCGCUGGCCGCACAACACCUUUCAGCUAUAUUCGAAUCCAUUCAGGAGAUUCGUCGUCAAGAGGUUGGCGACGAGCAGGCUACCCGCGAGUUUAUAGCGGGCAAUAGGACAGAUGAGGAAUACGCUUUACUGGUCAAGGCUAAGCGUGACGAGCGCGAGAGGAUCUGGCAGGAGGAGGAGCGAAAGCGCAGGGAAGCUGAAGAAGCGGAGGCCCGUCGGAAAGAGGAAGAGGAACGAAGACAGCGCGAAAUCCAACGACAGAAGGACGAAGAGGAACGAGCUAGGAGACGAGAGCGUGAGGAACAACGGCGUGCAGAGCAACGCGCCCUAGACGAGCAACGAGAGAAAGAACGCCAGGAGCGAUAUGAGCGGCGCCGACGUGAAGAUCGGGAGAGAUACCGGGACUGGGGAUAUCGUGAUCGAGAUCGCAGCCAUACAAGGGACAGGGAUCUGGAGAGGGACCGUGAUAGGGAGAGGGAUCGCGAUUAUCGCUACCGUGAUCGAGACCGCGACCGCUCGCCUGGUUACCGCUCUGAGCGUGGUUUGUCGCCGCGACGCAAAGACUCUCAAGCGGAGAAAACCCCCGUUUCGAAAGAACCCACUCCCCCACCGGCUCCGCCUGUGGACGAGAAGACGUUGGAAGAGACGGCCUUGCAGCUGUUGUUGAAGGAAGGCGAAGAGCUAGCAGCUAAAGCCCGUCAAAAGCCAGAGUUCGAUUUCGAGGAAGCCGAAGCGAUUGAAAACGCCGCAGACGUGGAUCCGCAGUGGCAGAAGACCGGAGCCGGAGACGUGAUGGCAGUGGUAGCCGCUCAAGGAGGAGAUCAUCUCGGUUCGAUGACGACUAUCACAGGCGAUCACGGGAAGCCUCUGACCGACCCCGGGACCGUGUGUCAGACGACAGAGUCCCAAUUCGCGACUACCGCCAGGGCUACCGAAGCUGGCGGCCGGGCCGUAGUCGGAGCCGUUCUCUCACUCGGACAUACGACAGAGAUCGCGAGCGAGACCGUGAUCGGGACAGAGAUAGAGAUCGUGACCGAGAACGGAGGUCGGAUCGAGACAGGGACCGCGAACGAGAUGACCGUGACAGAGAUAGUGACCGGCGUCGAGACCGCAGCCGGGACCGAAGUCGAGACCGUAGUCGAGAUCGUGGUAGGGCUAGGCCGGACUACGACAGGUACCGUCGACGAUACAGCCACUAUUCUCGGUCACCAUCACCACGUCUAUCCCACAGGGAUCGAGAUCGUGAUAGGAAACGAGAUGGAGACGGUGGAAGGGAUAGGUCAAGAGAUCGAGACUGGGACCGGGAUCGAGGCAGGGAAAGGGACCGUUCUAGAGAUAGGGACAGGUCCAGAGAUAGGGAUAGACAGGGAAAGGGACCGGAACAGCGAUCGGGGUCGUGACCGUGAACGAUCUGUUGAAAGAGACAGGGGAAGAGACAGAGCCAGCGAUCGCGACCGGGAUAGGGAGAGACUUACAGAAAAGGACAAAGAUUGCGACCAUGACCGCGAGAGAGACCGAGAACGAGAUCGCGGCAGAGAAAAGGAAAGGGACAGAGAUCGCUCUCGCUCCCGACGGCGUUCCCCAAGCUUGCUGGACAUCGACCGCUACGUCCCAGUUACUAGCCAUCGAAGUCGCUCUCCUCGUCGACGACUGCGGUCUCCAGAGCGUGCAGACGAGCGGCCUCGGGGUUUUGUCGAAAUAGACCGGUAUAUGCCGGGUGGGGGAGAGCGGGAUAGGGUUCGUGAUGGGCAGGUCCAAAAUCAGACCCCAAAGGCGCAGAGCUGGAGGCCCGGCGAUGCAGAGGAGAAGACAUCGACUAGAGAAUAGAUAAACAGAUGUGCCCUUUCCCAAAUCUGUACGAUUAAUCUUGGUACGGUGUAUACUAUUACGUGACCGA
This is a messenger RNA of Aspergillus nidulans FGSC A4, 2300 nucleotides long. RefSeq names its product BOD1/SHG1 domain-containing protein. The record is from RefSeq and is a predicted model, not a curated record. The transcript has 4 exons. Lineage: Eukaryota; Fungi; Ascomycota; Eurotiomycetes; Eurotiales; Aspergillaceae. The coding region runs from base 17 to 2230 and encodes 737 amino acids.